Molecule: messenger RNA, 1724 nt
Organism: Camellia sinensis
Lineage: Eukaryota; Viridiplantae; Streptophyta; Magnoliopsida; Ericales; Theaceae
Product: GLABRA2 expression modulator
Source: RefSeq, a predicted model, not a curated record
GGGGCCCCUAAAGCCGCAUGGAACAUCAGCCGUGAUCUUUGUGUCUUUUUUAACGGUGUAAUAAUUUCCAAAAGCGAAACCAAAAGCCAAACAAAGAAAAUAUUCAUCAACCACUCAGUAAAAAUCAAAAAUCCAAAAAUAAAAAAUAAAAAACGCGGAAGCCCAAGCCCCACGCGCCACCCCACGCUCCGCCUGACCGAAGUCGAGAUCCGGGUAGCGGUGAAGAUCAUGGAUCAGCCCAGCGGCGACCACAAAGCGGAGGCGAAGAAGACGGAGGAGGGUAAAAGCUCGGGUCAGGUUGGGGACCCGAAACCUGAUCCGAAUGGAGAGGGCGGCGCAGGUGCAGUUGCUGGUCGAGAAAAUGGGAAGGAGGAGGCCGGGAAAGUAGAGGCCAAUACGCAGCAACAGCCGGAUCAUAAUAAUAAUAAUAAUUAUUAUAAUAAUAUUAAUAUUGAUAAUAAUGAUAAUAAAAAUGGUAAUGAAAAUGGGGAUGAUGAUCAUAGUAAAGCAACGUUGCACACUACUCGGUCGAAGAAAUCUGUGCGUUGGAGUCAGGAAUUGGUGAUGGAGUCUCCUUCUCCUCCGUCGAUGCCUUCCGGUGGUCCCACGGCGGCUCACGGCGGCGGAUCGUAUCCCUACCCUGCCUCUUCUCCUGAGCUCUCCUACUCAACCUCCUUCAAGAAUUCGGUGAGUACGGUUCGAGAUGUGUUAGGGAGAUGGGGAAAGAAGGUUGGAGAAGCCACAAAGAAGGCUGAGGAUCUGGCCGGAAACACUUGGCAACACUUAAAAACAGCCCCUAGUUUUGCUGAUGCUGCCUUAGGAAGAAUUGCACAAGGAACAAAGGUUCUAGCCGAAGGUGGUUAUGAGAAGAUUUUUAGACAAACAUUUGAGACAGUUCCUGAGGAGCAACUUCAAAAUUCAUAUGCAUGCUACCUUUCCACGUCAGCUGGACCAGUAAUGGGAGUUUUAUAUGUAUCAACAGCAAAGCUUGCAUUUUGCAGUGACAAUCCUUUGUCUUAUAAAGCUGAUGGCAGGACCGAAUGGAGCUACUAUAAGGUUGUCAUCCCAUUACAUCAGCUUAAAGCAGUUAAUCCUUCAUCAAGCAGAGCUAAUCAUGCUGAAAAAUACAUCCAGGUUAUAUCCGUCGAUAACCACGAAUUUUGGUAUAUGGGCUUCCUAAACUACGACAGUGCAGUGACUUGCUUACAGGAACUUCUGCAAGCUGGCAAUGCAUCUGUGUGAUAUUGGUGUCUCUCUUUCAAGCCUCAUCACAUUAAGAAUGUGCUUCUUGAUAACAACCGGCUCAUAUAUGCUAUACACCCAUUUUGUACUUCUCUUGAAGCAUCUGACUUUAAGAUUAGAGGACAGUGGAUAUCUUCUAUGAGGAAUUUUUCCAGUAUGAUAGAGGUCGAACGACAGGUGGUUGAUAGAGUUCAUUGCUUGGACAUUUUGUGAUGACAGAUCAUCUUAUUUGCGUUCAGCACAUGGUUGUAAUUUUGCAUACUACAAACUCAUUUGGCUACUACUUUUUUCCCCACCUUUAUAAUCCCUUGAAAUUUGCAAGUCUAUCUAUUCUUCCGUAGAAGUUGUUGAGGUUUGAGGUUUUGAUAUGGUUCUAAUUGCAUGCAACUUAACUACUUUACUUGUGUGUUAUUGGGAACUGGGUAUGAUUUUGCUGCAGCUAAGAAAUAUUGUUUGACAAGGAUUGUUGUCAUUUUAUCUUA